CCUUUUCGUCACGCGGUGCUAGGUUCGAUCGGCUUGUCUAAAUCUUCCUGAACGUGGACCGAACGUUCUAAAUCCUCGUCGCGGGACGCCCGUGAUCACUACUUUAGUGGAUCAAAGCAUCACUCGUGCUAUCAUCGUGUCCGGUUGGAGUCGUCUCGUUGAAGCUUCUCGGCUUUUCUUAGCCUAGCUUGUUAACAGAGGCGCGUUUGCGAUCAACAGUUCCCUCAGCAGAAAUCAAGGCUGAAGUAAAGUCUUCUGCUUUCCACCACCAACGAGCAAGCCAAAAUGCCGUCUUGUUGUGUUGCUGGAUUUUGCUCGAAUACUCGGGAGGAUGGAUUCAGUCUUCACAAGUUUCCAAAAGACCCCAUUUAUCGUGAAAAAUGGACAGCACAGGUGCAAAGGACAAGAGCAUUGUGGGUUCCACAUGAAAGGUCUGUCUUGUGCUCUGCCCAUUUUGAGGAGUCUUGCUUUGACUCACGUCCUGCUCUGAAGGCAAGUUUGGGCUUUGAGGUCCGUUAUCCAAGGGUUCUGCUCGACACGGCUGUACCGACUAUCUUCCCUCGACCUGAACACGGACAGAGUGCUUAUUGUAAAAAAGAGCCCCCACCAAGAAAAAGGUCUGGGUCCAGGGCUAUCGAGAAGCGAGAGAAGUUACGAGUUUUAGCCGAAGCACUUGGCAGUGACUAUGUUCCCGCUGCUGGCUCUGAGGCAGAGGCUUCGUUCCCUGAUCAAGAUCACGGAAAGGGUGGUGAUCAUGUGAAAAUGUGUGCAAAAACAUCAGGAGAGUACAGGGAAAAAGUUUGUGGGCCAAAAAAAGAGGCGGUGCCACAACGCCAACUACUGGAAGCUGUGUUCAAUCUGCAGCCUCGAAUUGUCCUAUGCAGAGCAGAUGUCAGUGAAUAUCUUCAUCCGGGCCGGCAGCAGUCAGUGUCCAGUCACAUCAAAGAGGAAGAAGAAGGUGAAGAGGUUCAGCAUACCAAAGAGGAGGAGGAAGAGGUCCUUCACAGGAAAGAGGAAGAGCAGGAGGGAAGCAUCCAGGUUCCAGCCACUGGUGUCCAUUUGAAGAGUGAAGAUGUUCAAAGUGAGGAGAGACGAGUGGCGCAGCCUCCAGAAUCAGCUUUAUUGGCCGAGUGUGGAAAAACACACGAGGAAUUUUUCUCCAGAAGUCAGUGCUACCCUGUUGCGAUAUUCAGGACAACCUGGAACAGCUCAAGUGACGGAGACCACUGUGUAGGAUCACAAACAGACGAUGAUGAUGAACUUUCGGAAGGUGAUAUGACAUGUCACGCUGCAAACAAGUGCUGGAAAUGUUCUCGGUGUAGAAAAACUUUUCCUUCUAUGAAGAAUUUCAAACAACAUGUGAAAAUACACACAGUCAUCAAGAGCAGAUGCACAGCUUCAACCUGAAGACGUCCGUGGCAGAGAACCAAUCAAGUGCCAGCAUCAAGGAGGUUGAUAGCCACAGAAAGACCAACUAACCCUUGAACAUCUGUGGAGCUGGAACAGUUUUUCCCAUUGAUAGACUGACAAAAGAACUACUUUCAAAUGUGCUGCACUUAAUAGAAUUCCCGCCCCCCAACCCUCACCCCCGAUGUUAAUUCUGCUUUUGUACUUAUGUCAUUUUGAAACUCUUCCAGGUUUACUUGGGAAACAAACUUGGAUUGCUAUGAAAAAUUCUACAGAGGCCUUCUUAAACCCUAUGAUCUACUUCUCAUUUAGUGAUAAAUGUGAUUACUUUUGAAAUCUUUCGUUGUCAGUAUUUGUACAACAUGUUUCGCUGAACUGAAAAAUUUUGACGAGUGUCGGGUUUUGGGGGAAAAUGUGGUACAAACUCUUGGAAUCUCUUGAAUCAAAUGUCUUUGUAAAGGUGAUAAUGUAACAACCAACGUGUUUGCUUUCAACUUUAUAUCUGGUCCAACACAACACAUUACAGUAUAGCUGUUUGAAAAAAUAGUGUGCACUAUGCAAGAUACAAAAAACAAAACAAAACAACAAAGAGCAAGAACAGAGGGUGAUGUCAAAAAAGAGCGGAUGCACCUGACGCACUUCUUGAACUUUCAAACUGUGUGACUAUUCCCUCAUUAAAAGAUGAAUAUUUAAUUUCACAUGUGACAUUUUUAAAGUGUGCAGUGUUUAAAGGAAACAUUUUAAUACUGUGAUUGAACCCUCACAAAAGACAGCAAGGCAGAUAUUGACUAUAAUUUUCUUUGCAUUGGAAAAAUAGCAGAAGUGAAAGUUGAAAACCAACACAUUUCAGAAGAACUUGGUAAACUUCACCAGUAAAAUGUACAUCUUGCAUCCCAGCUGAGAAGGGUUGGCACCUUAGAAGAUGACCUCAAGUGACCAAGAGCUGCAAUUUUAGAAUGGGCUGACUUCUUGAUUGCCAGACGUGUAGUUGUUCUUCCUUCUGUUGUUGUGUGUUGCCAACAUGUAAAGAAAUGACAUCGACUAGCAUCUAUCUGUGCCACAAAGUUCUAGCAUCCUGCUUUAAUCCUUCAAAAACAGUAUUUCAGACAAUCCAAACCGGGGAGUUACAAAAUUAGCAGAAAAACUACUUUUCUUAAUUCAGUGGGCAGAAAAGGAAAAGCAAUAUGUGAUUUGUAUUUAAACAGUCCUCACCUACUUUUACCAUCAUAAUUGGCAUUUGAAGUAUUUAUAGAGUUCAAAAACUCAAUCCAGUAACAGAACAUGCACAGAGGUGAUUUGACGAUAAGCAUCACAAUAUACACACUGACCAGUCAUUCAAGUUUGGAAAACAUCUGAGAAGGUUGUUAUCUUGACAACAUGCAAGUGGCAGGCUGUGAGUUGGGACCUAGUUCUUCAGUGACCUAAUCCACUUCUUAAUAUCACCAUCACAUUGCAAAAAUAAUCUUAAAAAAUGCUUCACAUAUGUGUGGCAUUAAAAAAGGGAGACAGGUUCUCAAUAUUGGAGGAUUAAUGUUAUUGUUACCAAAGGAAGAAACAGAGUUAGCUACAGUACAGUAUAUAUUCCAAUAUGUCACCUCCAGACCAUAAUACAGGUUGUUUUGUACACAUGACAAUGUAAAUGUUCACAAUCAUCCUCCUAUCCAUCCAUUUUCUGAGUCUCGUAUCCCCACAAGGGUCAAGAGAGUGCUGGAGUCAAUCCCAGCUGUCAACAGGCAGGAGGCUGGGUGCACCCUGAACUGGUUUCCAGCCAAUCGCAUGGCACAUGGAGACAGACAACAGUCACAUGCACAAUAACACUUAUGGGCAAUUUAAAGUCUCCAAUGAAUGCAUGUUUUUGGGUUGUGGGAGGAAACCGGAGUGCUCGGAGAAAAGCAAUGAAGGCACGGGAUGAACAUGCAAACUCCACCCAGGUGAGACUGGGAUUUGAACCCAGAUUCUCAGAACUGUGAAGCCAAUGCUCUGUAGCAGUGUCACCGUGUCGCUCAAGCCACACAGCUAACUACCUCAUAAGUUGUGACAAUCUAGUUAAAACUUCAGUUGAUAGAUCUUGCUCUUGAUUAUGCUGCAUCUCUUCCUUGAGUGCUCAGUGUUGCCUAAUUUGUGUCACAACGUGGUAGUAAAAAUGAAGGGGCCCAAUACAAAAUUUGGACUGUCAAAACACAUAAAAAGCAUCCCCCCAAAAAUCUGCAAUAUAGCAGGGACUCACUGCACCUGUUCUCAAUCAUCCAUCAUCACCACCACUAUUUCAACCUUCCUGUUUCCCGAGUUCAACGCCAAAGUAUUACAGCCUCUCCGUGCGGUACCACAGCCCAUUUGACUCAAGGAGGCCAGCCUAUUCCUUCUCCCUUUGUGUCUCUUCCUUAUCUGUGCUCCAUGGUGUUCCUGACCAUGUCAUUUCUGCCAACAAGCCAGCCACCAUGGUUGCUUCACAGGAUAUCUAACUCCGUGGUGUGGUCUAUUACUUCAGAUUUGGUGUUAAGAUUCACUGCAUAGCCUUUAUUGAACAUGUUGUCCAUGAACGCAACAUAUUCUGUGUGAAACUUAGCAUCUCCUGUAAAUUUUUUCUUCAAAUUUAAUGCGUGUUGCUUACCAACUUACCUGUUGUUUGGCAGAUGAAGUGAGUUGUUUUCCAGAGGUAAACAAACACUGUAAUGACCAUAUGAAAGCUUGGCAGAGUGAGAAACAAUUUGGAUGAAGUGAUGAUCAUCCUUCCAUGAUGAUCCACCACAACGGAUUCCUUUCCCAUCGUUCGUAUUAAGAUGCUCGUGUUGUGUGCCAUUCAAGCCCAGCUGAUGCGUCAGUGACUCAGUAACAAAAGCAGCCGUACUACCUGGGUCCAAAAAUACAAAUGUAGUCACGAGCCUUGUUCCUUUUUGAGCUUAGACACGUACUGGAAUUAUUGAAAGAGCGCAGUCUGUUUUACCAGCCCCAAUGGGACCAACAGUUUCUGACAUUUUGGACAAGAUCACUUGAAACUGUUUGCUGUUCACCACUUUCCUUUAUCUCUUCUUGAUCCUCAAAGUUAAUGUGCAACAAAGUAGGACGUAGGUGAGAAUAUUCUUGACACUGUACCUCUUCUUUACAGUCUUUCCUCACAUGACCAUGUUUUAGCCACGUGAAACAUAAACCAUUGAUUCUCAAAAAUGCAUUUUUUUCAUUAUGAGGUUUGUCCUUCAGUGUUUUGCAAGUUCGGAAACCAUGUUGGUUUAUUUUGCAGUAGGCACAGUGUUUACUGUGUUUUCCGUUUCCUUCACUUUUAGCUUUCGAAGAAGCUACAGCUGUUGUAAACACCUUCUUUGAUUUGUACCUAUCUGCAUGUUGUGACUUUAACGUCUGUUGAGGGGGUUCUUUCUCAUGUACAGGAGUAUCCUUUAUAUUUUCAUGCAGAGAGUGCUGCACAUACCUCUCUUACUUAUUUACAAAACCUACAAAGUCCUUGAACUUUACUCUUUGCUUGUUUUCAUCUUGCGUAUCACAGGCGGAUUUUCGCCAGGUUUCUUUGAGCUUAUAUGGAAGCUGAUUUACUAGCGCCUUUAUGUUAACUGUAUUCUCCAAAUCCUCCAUAUAGCUAAUAUCAGACUGCAUUUAAGCAUCCUGUAAGGAACAACGAAUAAGACUAACCCAUUGCCAUCUUCUGGUUUGGUUUUAUCAUUUCUCAAAAAAUCAUUUCUUGAUUUAAGUUUGGGCUCAAACCAGUUUUGCUGGUCAUUCAAAAAUUCCUUCUCAUGCAUAAAUUCCUGCAGUCCAGAGUUAAGCUCCACAAACUCCUGCUGCAUAAAGUUGAAAUCCGCACGCAUUCUAUCCUUUAAAAGUGUUGACAUGUUAUCAUUGCAGUUAUCUGGGAUAAUUUCUGUUUGCGUGCAUGCAACUGUCUCGCUUUGCGCUCUUCCAUAGCCUUCUUAGUCAUUUCUAGUUUACGUUUUCCAAUGUUCUGUUCAUCCAUUUUCAAACUGAGCAAAAGGGUAAAGCAGAAUUGACCCCUCCGUACAGGGCACUUAACCACGGCUCCUGACGUCACGCCACGUGCACUAACGUCAGACAAACAAUUAGCAAAAAUGGCGGCGCAGCAAGAAAAGAAUAGAGCGAAACUGUCCGAUUUACCGGCUGAUUUCUCACUCGCAUUCUUAGCUAACAGUGAAAUAUCGUUGAAAAGCAGUCAUUGACAGUUUCCUAUUUUCGUGGUACAUAUCACACUUGUGUGCAGAAUCUGUAUGUGUAUCUGUAUAGCCGUUUGUGAACCGCCGUAUGAAGGAAAAGAAGGCGAGGCUUGAUUUACGAGUUGUUUCUCUCGUUUUCUUUCUGUAACGUCACGUGCUCCCCUCAAUAAUUAUUCUUGAAUUAGUGCCGAACCCACGUAAGUCCCGACCGAGUACGACAAUCACUACUUUAGUGUCCUCAAACAUCCUUCCUUCAGUCUUGGUGUCUCGGUGCACGUCGAAGGCUUUUAGGAUUGCUAGUCCGGUUUAGUUUAGCUCACCGCCAACAAAGCGACAUGUUUGUGGAGUCAGAUCAUCGCAAAAUAUCGCUCAACACAGAUCAAGUGUGUCAAUCAUUCACACGUAGCUAUGUUAUGCAAGCGAAGAACUGCUAAUUCAUUUAUAUGAGACAUGUAUUGAAAA
This is a messenger RNA of Syngnathoides biaculeatus (alligator pipefish), 6047 nucleotides long. RefSeq names its product zinc finger protein 239-like. The transcript is spliced from 7 exons. Gene Ontology annotation, biological process: regulation of immune system process; regulation of cytokine production; negative regulation of transcription by RNA polymerase II. The record is from RefSeq and is a predicted model, not a curated record. NCBI's taxonomy places the organism in Eukaryota, Metazoa, Chordata, Actinopteri, Syngnathiformes, Syngnathidae. The coding region runs from base 286 to 1407 and encodes 373 amino acids.